AUGGGAGUUGUCGAUGGACAGAGCAGCCAAAACGUUUCUGAACCAGGAGCUCAGGCCGACGCGUCUGCAGAUAAAAAGGAAGAGUCCCCCGCCGCCGUUGUGCCAGGUAAAUAUUCAUCAAAAAUUGGUCAUUUAUUCAAUUCUUAUGACACACUACAGAUUCUUCUACCGAUGAUUUCAAAGACGAUGAAAAUCAACUUCAAGAUCAGCAACUUGAUCAGAUAGAACAAGAAGUAAUUUUUUUGGUUUAUUUUUUUAUAUAGGUAAGCUCGGUUUUUUUCAGCAAAAGCAGCUUCCACUUGUUAGCGAUAAAAUACCUUUCGACGUUAUUGUGAUGGAAUAUGAUUCCACGAAUGGCCCCGAGUUUCGCAAAAAAGCCGAGGUUGGUUUUUUUUUUUUUAGUUCUUUUUGAAAUAUUGAUAGAUCAUUUUUCCAGGAGUUGGCAGUUGUAUAUUCAGACGUUCGACAAAUCAGAGGAGACGGGAAUUGUUUUUACAGAGCAGUCCUUGUCGGUGUGACUGAAUUGAUCUUGAAAGAUCACGAAGAGGCUCGAAGGUUCUGAAAAAAUAAACAGUUUCACCCCUUGAAAGGAAUCUUCCAGGUUUUUAACGGUUUGUGAAGGAUGGGUAGAUCGACUUCUCAAGUUAGGCUUUCCUGAUUGGACGACGACCGAUUUCUGUGAUUAUGUUAGUUUCUUUCUUUUUUUUUCCAAAUUUCCACCAACAAAACGUUUUAUUCAGUUUGUCAGCUGGGUAAAAAGCAUUAUCAAUAAGGAGCUGAAGCCUGACCAAGUAAUACCUGGUUUGAAUGAAGAUCAUCAUUGCAACUAUCUUAUUAUUUUUCUAAGGUUUUCUCCAUCGAAAAACAGAAUAUAAUAGUUGUUUAGGUUGAUAUCUUCGGGGUACCUUAAAGAACACACCGAGGAAUACGAGCCCUUCAUUGACAACGGUCAGUCGCUUUCCGACUACUGCUGUUCGGAGAUCGAAGCAAUGUGGAAGGAUGUUGACCAUCUCGGAAUCACUGGCCUCGUUUCCGCUCUUGGUUAUUUUUUGUUUUAAAAUCAUCAUGUGUGCAUCAAAUUAUUAUUUUUUUGCAAAAAUUGAAUCAAAUGAGGAGUUUUUUCCUUGAUUUUUUGAAGUUUUCACAAAACUAUGUUCAUUUCUUUUUCAUUAGGCUUUGCUCAAGAAUUGUUUUCACAUUCGUUCAAAGUAAAUGUUUACAAAACAGAUUUUCAAAGUUUGAAAAUUCUUAAUAAAAACUUAUAAAACCCUAUAAAACUGUAAAACCGUAUUUCGUUUCUCAAAAUAAUGAGCUUAGUUUUUUUUUUCAGAAAGACCGAUUCGAGUAGAGUACAUGGACCGUUCUGCUGCUCCAAACGGCGGCUGGCACUACGAUUUCCCACCGGAACAAGCCGAAGCGCCAAAAAUUGUUCUUCUCUACCGUCCUGGUCAUUAUGACCUUAUUUAUAGAAAAGAUUGA
Messenger RNA from Caenorhabditis auriculariae, 1479 nucleotides. NCBI's taxonomy places the organism in Eukaryota, Metazoa, Nematoda, Chromadorea, Rhabditida, Rhabditidae. The record is from the annotation of a GenBank genome assembly.